Messenger RNA from Syngnathus typhle (broad-nosed pipefish), 818 nucleotides. Its product is annotated as transmembrane protein 100-like. Gene Ontology annotation, biological process: cellular response to BMP stimulus. The transcript is spliced from 2 exons. The record is from RefSeq and is a predicted model, not a curated record. Bases 129 to 503 code for a protein of 124 amino acids. Lineage: Eukaryota; Metazoa; Chordata; Actinopteri; Syngnathiformes; Syngnathidae.
GGAGGGGGGGAGGAGGGGGAGCCAUUUUCCAUCGCUCGUGCUCUUCACUCUGACUUUGGGGAAGUGGCGAGCACGCGUGGAAACAGCGAGAUGAAGAAGGCCACGCAGUGCCGCUCCGUCAUCGGCCGAUGAAGAUGUCCCAACUCUUCCUGGCAGAAGACGGCAACCCGGCCACUUUCUCAUACGAGAAGCUGAGCUCGGGCGCGGCCACACGGGUGGAUGAGGCGCAGCUCCUGAGCGCGGCCACCGGGGGCGCCGAGGUAUCCUGCCACCGCUGCGCGGCGCCCUUCGGCGCAGUGGCGCUGAUCGCCGGCGCGGCGGUGACGGCCGUGGCCUACGCGUUCAACUCGCAUGGCUCCAUCAUCUCCGUCCUGGGGCUGGCGCUGCUGGGGGCCGGACUGGGCUCGCUGGGGGCCGGAGUCGCCUGCCGGAGGCUCGGGAUGCGCGGCAAGGGGGACCGCGGUAGGAGGGAAAGCCAGGCCGACCUCGUGAUUGGGCAGUGAGAUUAAAGCGCCCGUCAGGUGCUGGGCAACUUGAAGUCCUCCGGCAUUUGAUGGCGGCGCACGCGCUCCUCAAGGGCCCUUCCUCAACACCCUUACGAAGAACUUGGAUCGUCUGCAAAUAGAAUGGCCUGCUCAUUCUCUCGUAGGUACAUCAGAACUAUUGCUUUAAUGUGUGUGUGUGUUCUGGUCUUUUGGAGACAAACUUGAUCUUUGGCCACCAUAUUUUUUUAUAUAAACAUGCACAAAUGCCAGCCAAAUAUAGCUUUCCUGCGGGUGGAUUUUUAUUAUUCAUAAUAAUAAAAAUACUGGAGUGUA